This is a messenger RNA of Peromyscus maniculatus bairdii (prairie deer mouse), 5632 nucleotides long. It is a transcript of the gene Slc2a2, whose product is annotated as solute carrier family 2 member 2. Gene Ontology annotation, molecular function: D-glucose transmembrane transporter activity. Gene Ontology annotation, cellular component: plasma membrane; brush border. Lineage: Eukaryota; Metazoa; Chordata; Mammalia; Rodentia; Cricetidae. The record is from RefSeq and is a predicted model, not a curated record. Gene Ontology annotation, biological process: dehydroascorbic acid transport.
ACUCAACUCUGCUUGCUCCUCCUCCUCCUACAAUGUAUAACCAGGCAGCUGAGGACUCUGGCUGGUCAGCUACUCACCCACAUUCAGUACAGGACCUGGGAUUAAGAGGACAACUCCACACACACAAUGUCAGGAGACAAGAUCACAGGGACGUUGGCUUUCACUGUCUUCACUGCCGUGCUCGGUUCCUUCCAGUUUGGCUAUGACAUCGGGGUGAUCAACGCACCUCAGGACGUCAUAAUAUCCCAUUACCGACAUGUUUUGGGUAUUGCGGUGGAUGACCGAACAGCUACCAGUAACGAUGCUGUCAACAGCACAGACUUCCCACUCAUAGUCACGCCAGCACCUGAGACCACACCCCCCUGGGCUGAAGAUGAAGAGGAGGCUGCAAGAUCUGCCACCCUCAUCACUAUGUUCUGGUCUCUCUCUGUGUCCAGCUUCGCAGUGGGUGGAAUGGUUGCCUCAUUCUUUGGUGGGUGGCUAGGGGACAGGCUUGGAAGAAUCAAAGCCAUGUUGGCAGCGAACAGCCUCUCUUUGACUGGAGCUCUCUUGAUGGGGUGUUCCAAAUUCGGACCAUCACACAUCCUCAUCAUUGCUGGAAGAAGUGUAUCAGGACUGUACUGUGGGCUAAUUUCAGGACUGGUUCCAAUGUACAUUGGUGAAAUCGCUCCAACCACGCUCCGCGGUGCCCUGGGCACUCUUCACCAACUGGCCCUUGUCACAGGCAUUCUCAUUAGUCAGAUAGCCGGCCUCAGCUUUAUCCUGGGCAACCAGGAUCACUGGCACAUCCUACUUGGACUGUCUGCUGUACCAGCUCUCUUACAGUGUCUCCUACUACUCUUCUGUCCAGAAAGCCCCCGGUACCUUUAUAUAAAGCUGGAAGAGGAAAUCAAAGCGAAGAAAAGCUUGAAGAGACUAAGAGGAACUGAGGAUGUCACCAAAGAUAUUAAUGAGAUGAGAAAAGAAAAGGAAGAGGCAUCUACGGAGCAGAAGGUCUCCGUGCUACAGCUCUUCACAGAUUCCAGUUACCGACAGCCCAUCAUAGUGGCACUAAUGCUGCACAUGGCUCAGCAGUUUUCCGGAAUCAAUGGCAUAUUUUACUACUCGACCAGCAUUUUCCAGACGGCUGGGGUCAGCCAGCCAGUGUAUGCCACCAUAGGCGUGGGUGCCGUCAACAUGAUCUUCACUGCUAUCUCUGUACUGCUUGUGGAGAAGGCCGGGCGGAGGUCCCUGUUUCUAGCUGGAAUGGUUGGGAUGUUUUUCUGUGCCAUCUUCAUGUCCGUGGGCCUCGUGCUGCUGGACAAAUUCUCCUGGAUGAGUUACGUGAGCAUGACUGCCAUAUUCCUCUUCGUCAGUUUCUUUGAGAUCGGACCAGGUCCAAUCCCGUGGUUCAUGGUUGCUGAAUUUUUCAGCCAAGGACCCCGCCCCACUGCUCUGGCCCUGGCUGCCUUCAGCAACUGGUUUUGCAAUUUCAUUAUCGCGCUCUGCUUCCAGUACAUCGCGAAUUUCUGCGGGCCUUACGUGUUCUUCCUCUUCGCUGGGGUCGUCCUGGCCUUCACCCUGUUUACAUUUUUUAAAGUUCCAGAGACCAAAGGAAAGUCUUUUGAGGAAAUCGCUGCAGAAUUCCGGAAGAAGAGUGGUUCGGCCCCACCACCCAAAGCUGCUGUGCAAAUGCAAUUCCUGGGGGGUUCGGAGACGGCCUGAGGGUGACUGUCUAAAGCCCAGGGACAGAGAGGGGACCACGGGGUCCCUCUUAACCAACCCCCUCAAGAGUGUACGCCUACACCCAAGAGUUUUGUUUUAUAUCUUUUGAAGAAUUUGUAGACUGAUCGGAAAUGUCAACAAAUAUUGCUAAAGAAAGUAUAUUUUUUUAACUUAGAGAAUCUAUUUUUUUUGACGGUAAAACGCCUAAUAAAGUAAACCAACGGGGCUCUUGUUAUUUUGGUACUCUACAGGGAAAGUGUGUUACGAUCUUACUAGCCCUGUCCGUUUUUUUUAAAACUGAAAUUGAAGUGCUUUUGAUAUAACAUAUCAUUGCUUUUUGAAGCAUGUGACUACUGAAGCUACAAGUGAUAUCUAUAUAUUUAAACAUAAUUAAAUUGGAAUUUUCUUAGUCAUAGAUCUGACACUAAAGGACAUGGCUGUGUCCGCAAGGCUCGUGUUCAAACUGACAUUACUGUUAUCCUUCCUCGGCCUCUCUCACUGUAUUAGCGUUUGUGUUUUGCUUAAAAUUAUUUCCCCAUAUUUUUAUAUAGGAUAGCUGAGUAUGUUAAACUAUAUUUGUGAUGAAAAACUAUUUUAUGGCUACCAAAAUCUUCCUAUAGUAAGAGAAAAUAUUUUAGUUUCUUUGAUGUAGUUUGUAACUAACACUCGUCUUUCCUAGCUGCAAAGCCUAGAUUAUCAGUUAAUAUUAGCGUCUAAACCAAGUUAGUUCCUCAUCACUUCAGUCUUUUGUGCUCUACUUCUUUUUUUUUUUUAAUUGCCCACUAGUGUUUUUGUCUGAGGUGUUAUAAGACACACUUAAACCAUCAGGAGUCAGGCAUUUUGUAUCCAAACUCUUAUAAACUGGAUCAAUCUCACAGGGAAAUUUGGAGUAACAGGUUGCUCUACUUGUUUUAAAUUUUUUUUUAAAUUAAGAUUUGUCAGAAGUUGAUUUUCAGACCUAAUUUAAAAAAUCCCUCCUUAAUUUCUCUGGAAAUACCAACUGGGCUCCCUGGCUCACAACAGUAAUUCAUUUUCAACUUUUUCUCUGUCUUGACCAUGCACAGGUCCUUUCUUUAUAAACUACCCUGUUGUUGGCACUGACAUCCACUGUGCCCUCAUGUGUGUGGACAGAUUGGAAAUACUGUCCCUAACUACAGUUAGGGACACACAGGCAACCAAAAUGUCUCCAAGCUGUUUUCCCUACAAAGUAGAGCAGGAGAAUAACCACUCAUGGAUGGCUGGAUGGCUGGAUGGAUGGAUGGAUGGUUGGGUGGAUGGGUGGAUGGAUGGCUGGAUGGAUGGAUGGAUGGAUGGAUGGAUGGAUGGAUGGAUGGAUGGAUGGAUGGAUGGAUAGAUGGAUGGAUGGAUGGACGGACAGAUGUAUGUUGGUGGAAAACUAUUAAUUUUUUCACUGGGGGAUCAAGUCAUUGUUUCACGCAGCCUAGUCUGGGCUCUUGAACUCCUGCCCCUACUUCCCAAGUGCCAGGAUUACAGACCUGUGCCACCAAACCCACCCAGUGAAAAGCACCUGUAAAAAAGGUACUCCUGACACAUGGAAAACCUCACUGAACACAUCUCUUUUCCUCCUUCCUGUCUCUCUUCCUUCCUCCCUCCCUCCUUCCCUCUCCCUGCCCCAUCUCUCUAUUUGUUUAAGAAAGGGUUUGUGUAGUGAUCAGUGAUCUGGAAUCCCUGUGUAGACCAGGCUGACCUCCAACUUGUGGUAAUCCUCCUGCCUCUGCCUCUAGGGUGUGGAAUUACAGGUGAAUGCCACCAUGCUUGACUCUUUCUUGUGCUUUGUUUGCUUAUUCUUGGUCAGACUUGCUCACAUACAUGCAGUCCAAACCAACAGGAAAUUAUUUCUAUCUUUUUUUAACUUUGAUUUUUUUUUACUCCUUUGUGGACAAUUUGGGUGACUUUUUUUUUUUUAACUUGAAAUUUCAGGAGCCAACCAAAAGUAAGUUUAAGCUGUGGAGACUUUUUGCUAGGCUCUCUCUCUGUGAGGCAUGGUUCUAAUCCUCUACUGCAUUCAGAAUGCUGACAGCCUCUGGGAAGCUCAUAAGUUCCAAUAAGUGGUACAGGAGCUGAAUAUUUUACAUGGAUGGAUGUGCUCUCUAUCAAAUCAUGGUCCCUGCCCCAUUCUCUGAGAGAAUAAAGUAAUAAAGUUUUUCAAAGGAAUCCCAAAGAUCACUUUUAAGUUGUAACUACUUAUUUUUAUCUGACCUCAAAUUCAAGAUAUUCCAGUCCUCAAGUUUUCUGUCUCAGAAAUGAAAGUAUCCUACAUUGUACCCUGGCUAAGAUGGGUAUUCCCCAUUCACACUGCACAUCUCAAGACCAACAGAUGCUCAAGGCCUUAGAGAAAGUGAAACAUCCUCCAUAGAUCCUAAAUCAUCUCUAAAUUUCCUAAUAGACAAUGUAAACACAUGCAAAUUGUCACUACGCUCUAUUGUUUAGAGAAUACUGCUGAGAAAAACAUCCGUGCAUGCUCAUUGCAAAUGUAAUUUAAAACUCCAUGUGAGGAUGCAGAGCCAUCACUAUCAAUGAUCAACCCUAUUCAUGUGCUGAGGAAACAAAGUGAAUAAAGCUUUAAAUGAUGGUGACCAAUGUACCAGUUAACAUAAUCAAAAAAGAAAAAAGAAAAAAAAAAAAAACUACUGGCCUUCAAUGGUAAACCACAAAGCUGCCACUACUUACAUUAAUUCCCAGGAAAAUUAGAUGUGAUUUUGAAUGUUCAAUUUGAGGUAUCAUUUUUGUAAUGCUAUUUUCAUACUCUACAGUCUUUACAAAGGUGAUUUUUCUCUCACCUUGUCUGAAGUACAACUGGACUUCUUGGUCUGGCCACAUAACUGUUGCACCUCAUUAUUGUCUGCUGUCUGGGCACCCAAGAAAGGGUUUUGUCUAAGUUUCUAUUCCCAGCCUUCCUGGGCACAAUCCACUCUGUAAUAUGUUCUGAGCUGUAGUGAGACAUUGUUCACACACUUUAUGGAACUUACCGUCCAAUGGAGACUUAAGAACAAGGGAAUCCAUGACCCAUGCAUGCCUUUCACUUUCCUUCAGAUGCAUUCACUGAAGGUACGUGAUAUCAUCUCCUACUUCAGCACACAGACCUGAGGAUCAAAUAUAGAACUAUAGGACCUAGGAUAGAGGGGUGCUCCACAAUGGUACUUAGAACUGGUGUUCACAGAAAUGCUGCCGAGAUAAAGACUGUGACAUAGAAGACAGAUCCAGUUGUUCUUUUAAAUAAAUGGAAUUUAUGAGUUCAAGAUAAUAUUUUCUUACUUCAAGGGAAAAAUAUCACAAGUCAAUGAUAAAAUACCAUGGAAUCUAACUUAAGAGUUUUUAUUUUGUUUUUAAAACAUGUUUUUGUCUAAGUUAUAUUACAUUAAGUGGUCUAUAUGUAAUAUUAUUUCUUUGGAUAAUAUUAAAUACAAAAUAAAAUGCUGCAUAUUGUAUUUAAAUGUUAUAUAUAUACAUACAUGUAUAUGGAUUACAAUCGCAGGACAAAAAUCAAAGCUUGUUGAUAAUUCCUUAAAAUUGUAAAAAUGUUAUUUACCAGUGUGUAUGUGCCAAAUAUGUUUUUUUGUCACCUUGUUGCACAAGCAGCAGAUAAACAAUUGUAAGGCAAUAUCUGUGCAUCCAGUGUCCUAAAUGAAGACAGAGCAUGAAGUGUGAGCUACAUGUUCCCAAGGUUUCCACUGUAUUCUACAUUGGGAUCAGCAGCAGGAGAGCCAGCCACUCUGAUCCCUCUAACGGUGUUUGUAUUGAUUUCUAACUUGUUGUACAUUUUAAAAAUUAUCAUAAAAUGAAACUGGCCUUAAGUUAGAAAUUUACAUACAACUAAUAUUUUUUGCCCAUAAGUACAUUUCUGAAUGCUUGGUGCUGCUUUAGUUUAUAUGGAAAAUACCCACGCUAAUAAAAAAAUUAAAAAUUA